AUGAUAAUGAUGAUGAGGCUACAUUGUUCACCAUACGGGUGGAUAAAAAGCAUAGCACCAAAAUCAAUUUUUGGCUAUUUAUAUCAUGGAGAUUGUAAACCCGACGGCCAUGAAAUUCUUUUCUCUCUUCGUACAUUGUUUCGUAUUGAUAAAGUCAAAUUUGUGAAUUGUGAUGAAAUGUGGUACGUCAACAUGACAGUUGUAGAUGAAAGUAAUGAAGAAGUACAAAAAGUAGCAGCACCAUGGAAAGCAUCCAUUUUAAAAGAAAAUAAUUUUUCCGAAUCUGAAAAUAGAUCGCCUAUUUAUGUAUGCGAUUUAUCAGCAAAUAAUGAAGUUCUUCGUAUUGAAACAGUUGAUCCUAUUUUUAAACUGCGUUAUUUGAUUCAAGAUCGUCAUAAUCAAUUAGCUCUAAUGCAUGUUCAUUAUUUGAAGAGACUAUAG
Molecule: messenger RNA, 441 nt
Organism: Rotaria socialis
Lineage: Eukaryota; Metazoa; Rotifera; Eurotatoria; Philodinida; Philodinidae
Source: the annotation of a GenBank genome assembly